GGUCCCCGUGAUCCUCCUCUCCGGUCCCCGUGAUGCCCGCGGGGAUGUUCAGCAUCGACAGCAUCCUGUCGGGCAGACCGAGCUGUAAGGAGCCCCUGCUGCUGCACCGGAGCGGCCCCGUGCUCCUGUCCGCCGGCCUCUCCGACUCUCUCUACACCGAAUACAACGGACUCUACUCGGCCACAUGCGGGCCCUCUCCUCCCGGGAUUCAGUCCGUGAACGGGACCAGGAUCGGAUAUAACGGCUACUACUACGGAGGAGCCCCGCCGUGCUGCGGCUCUGUGCCCGGCCUCAGCCCGCAGCAGUGCCCCUGCAUCCCGCCAGGUUACGACAGCGCGAGCUCGGUGCUGCUGUCCCCGGUCCCUCACCAGAUGAUGUCCUACAUGAACAUGAGCAGCCUGUCGCGCACCGAGCUGCAGCUCCUCAACCAGCUGCACUGCCGCAGGAAGCGGAGGCACCGCACCAUCUUCACGGACGAGCAGCUGGAGGCUCUGGAGGGCCUCUUCCAGGAGACCAAGUACCCGGAUGUGGGGACGAGGGAGCAGCUGGCCCGUAAGGUCCACCUCCGAGAGGAGAAGGUCGAGGUUUGGUUCAAAAACAGACGCGCCAAGUGGAGGAGGCAGAAACGCUCUUCAUCAGAGGAGUCUGAAAACUCCCAGAAAUGGAACAAAGGGGCCAAAAGCUCCGAGGAGAAGAGCGAGCUGCAGACCAAGAGCGACGUGGACUCAGACAGCUGAUGACGUCACGCUCACGUGGGUCCCCACCUGUACAGAAAUGAGAGAGGACUGUGAUGAAGACCGUGUUUCCAUGUUGCACACUUGUACAUACCUGCCUGUUCUGAAUGCUUUCCCGUGUUUCUGCCUUAUUUAUAUUGUUAUUUAAGUUGGUGAAGCUCCACAGAGCGGCCUCCUGUCUGUAGAUGAUGUUCUCUGUCACAGUGGUCGCUGUUAAAUAUUGUCAUUGUCCGUGUAACGGGACUCAGAAUGAGCCUAUAAGCGUUACCCAUAAUUCAUGGUGUCAUGAGCAGAGGCACAGUUGUACACAGCUACGAUGACGUCAUUUUAUUUGACAGGAAAUUAAAAAAAACAUACGUAAAAGGACGAAUUAUAAA
Cheilinus undulatus (humphead wrasse) is the source of this 1111-nucleotide messenger RNA. It is a transcript of the gene gsc, whose product is annotated as goosecoid. The transcript is spliced from 3 exons. Gene Ontology annotation, biological process: regulation of transcription by RNA polymerase II. Gene Ontology annotation, molecular function: DNA-binding transcription factor activity, RNA polymerase II-specific; RNA polymerase II cis-regulatory region sequence-specific DNA binding. The record is from RefSeq and is a predicted model, not a curated record. Bases 33 to 737 code for a protein of 234 amino acids. NCBI's taxonomy places the organism in Eukaryota, Metazoa, Chordata, Actinopteri, Labriformes, Labridae. Gene Ontology annotation, cellular component: nucleus.